Wallemia mellicola CBS 633.66 is the source of this 516-nucleotide messenger RNA. RefSeq lists its product as hypothetical. The record is from RefSeq and is a predicted model, not a curated record. The transcript has 2 exons. Gene Ontology annotation, cellular component: nuclear exosome (RNase complex); cytoplasmic exosome (RNase complex). Gene Ontology annotation, biological process: nuclear polyadenylation-dependent rRNA catabolic process; TRAMP-dependent tRNA surveillance pathway; U4 snRNA 3'-end processing. Lineage: Eukaryota; Fungi; Basidiomycota; Wallemiomycetes; Wallemiales; Wallemiaceae. The annotation marks the transcript as partial. Gene Ontology annotation, molecular function: RNA binding.
CAGUAUUUAGCAAGAACGGGUGAUAGCGUAAUCGGACAAGUGAUAUUUAGAGGAUCAGAAGGUUAUAGAGUUGACAUAGGUACCGCUACAACCGCCAACCUCGACGCACUCGCUUUCGAAGGUGCAACAAAACGUAACAAGCCAAAUCUAAAGGUUGGUUCACUCGUAUACGCUCGUAUAAGUCUUGCACAUAAGGAUAUGGAAACAGAGUUGGAAUGUCUCAACCCAACUACAGGGAAAGCAGAAGGAUAUGGUGAACUCAAAGGAGGUAUACUGGCUGAUAACCUUGAUAUAAAUAAGUGUAAAUCACUUUUAGAGAAAAAUAGUCCAUUUAUGAACACACUCAUGCAAGGUUUCGGUUUCCCCUUUGAAUUAGCAACAGCAAUGAAUGGCAAAAUUUGGAUAAGCGCACCAUCAACUAGUCAAACUAUAUCUGUUUAUCGUACAAUUAUGAAAGCUGAUAAAGAUGGCCUUGAGUCUCUAAAUGAUGAAUGGUUUGCGGAUAUUGAAGAUUAA